ACUGGAUGUGGGCAAGCGGCUCUGCCUUGUGCCGUUGUGGAAGUUGCGGCGAUCGGAGUGACACACUGGCGAGUGAUGGCCUUGGAAGGUGCCCAGGGAGCCAGAGGGGGCCGUGCCCACCCGGAGAGAUUGGCAGCAGGCCGGGGCCAAGGCGGUCCCCAGGGCAUGAGAAAGAUCACCGCCGCCUUUGUGAAGCAGGCGAAAAUCCACGGGGUGAAGUAUGUCUGCUCCCAGCACUACUCCCUGCACCAUCGGGUCGUCUGGUUCCUGGCUUUUUGCACCUCGCUGGGUUUCCUGAUCUCCUGGUCAUCCAACCGGUUCCUGUACCUGCUCUCGUUCCCGUCUCACACCCGCUUCCACAUGGAGUGGACCAAGGAGCUGAACUUCCCUGCCCUCACCAUCUGUAACAACAACCCGAUCCGCUUCUACCAGCUAACCAAAAGUGACCUGUACUACGCGGGCCAGUGGUUGGGGUUACUCACUGAGAACCGAACCGCCCGACCCCUGGUCAUUGAGCUCAUUAAAGAGGAGAGGCAGCAGUGGUUUCAGAAACUUUCCGAUUUCCGCCUCUUCCUGCCGCCCCGCACUUUCGAGGGCAUCAGCCUGGAUUUCAUGGACCGCUUGGGUCACCAGUUAGAUGACAUGCUGCUGUCCUGCAAAUACCGAGGGGAUAUGUGUGGGCCGCAGAACUUUACCUCAGUUUUUACCAGAUAUGGGAAGUGCUACAUGUUUAACUCAGGAAGUGAUGACAAGCCUCUACUGACUACCGUGCAGGGGGGUACUGGCAACGGCCUUGAGAUCAUGUUGGACAUUCAGCAGGAUGACUAUUUGCCAGUCUGGGGUGAAGCUGAAGACACCACAUUUGAAGCUGGGAUACGUGUACAGCUGCACACUCAGUCUGAGCCACCAUUUGUACAUGAGCUGGGAUUUGGAGUCGCACCAGGAUUCCAAACGUUUGUUUCCACUCAAGAACAACGGCUGAUAUACCUGCCACCACCUUGGGGAGAUUGUCAGUCUUCAGCUGUCAACACUGACUUUUUCCCAAGCUAUAGCAUCACAGCUUGUAGGAUUGACUGUGAAACAAGGUACCUCGUGGAGAACUGCAACUGUCGAAUGGUACAUAUGCCAGGUGAUGCACACUACUGCACUCCGGAACAGUACAAGGAAUGUGCAGAGCCGACAUUAGCCUUCCUGGCAAAGAUGAAUAAUAAUUGUCUCUGCAAGACACCAUGUUAUCUAACGCGAUACAACAAGGAGCUGUCCAUGGUAAAGAUUCCUAGCAGGACCUCAGCAAAGUAUCUUGAAAAGAAAUUUAACAAGACUGAAAAAUACAUUUCGGAGAAUAUUUUAGUACUGGAUGUAUUCUUUGAAGCAUUGAACUAUGAAACUAUUGAACAGAAGAAAGCAUAUGAAGUAGCAGGCUUACUUGGUGACAUCGGAGGUCAGAUGGGACUGUUUAUUGGUGCUAGCAUUUUAACAAUUUUAGAACUCUUUGAUUACUUGUAUGAGGUCAUGAAGGAUAAGUUAAUUGACCUGACUAGCUUCAAGAAAGGGGAGGAAGAAGGAAGUCAUGAUGAUAAUGUGGUAACACUUUCUGUUAACCUAGAUGAGCAGCUGAAACAGGACUCAAGCUCUUCCCAGCUGAACUAAU
This is a messenger RNA of Rhincodon typus (whale shark), 1651 nucleotides long. RefSeq names its product acid-sensing (proton-gated) ion channel 2 (gene asic2). Gene Ontology annotation, molecular function: ligand-gated sodium channel activity. The coding region runs from base 76 to 1650 and encodes 524 amino acids. Gene Ontology annotation, biological process: sodium ion transmembrane transport. Gene Ontology annotation, cellular component: membrane. NCBI's taxonomy places the organism in Eukaryota, Metazoa, Chordata, Chondrichthyes, Orectolobiformes, Rhincodontidae. The record is from RefSeq and is a predicted model, not a curated record. The transcript has 9 exons.